GCGUCAGCCGACAACGCAGGUCUGCUGGGUAUAUAAGCUUCGCUGGGAGCUACGCAGCUCAAACGACGCAGCAGACUACUCAGCAAAGAUAAAGCGACAUCGACAAGACUACACAAGAGCAAGAAACUGUUGUUGAUUUAGAUCUACUUUGCCAUACAAUUUUAUACGUUAAGAAAGAAUCAACAUCGACGAUUGACCAUGGAAGUAACUUUGAAAGCCUUCCUGCCAAGAGGGGGAUCUACUGAAGCACGAAGAAUCCCUAUUUCUUUGCCAGACGCAAACGGUAGAGGCAUUUUUAAACAAGCCACUGUAAAAAUCAGCCAAAGUUUCCCUGAUUUAAAGGCCAAAUAUUUUAAUCUAAUGUGGAAAGAUGCUGAUGGGGAUGACAUUGUCAUGUCAACUGAUGAAGAAUUGCUGGAAGCCCUAUCACAUACAGCAGGCUCUCCACUCAAGGUUUAUAUUUUAGUUGAAGGCGACAAAGAGAAGGUUUCAGAAACUGAUGCGGAAGCCACAAGUGAAGAUCAGCCUAGAAGAGCAAACCAUGAAAGAGAAGAUGAAUGGCCAUUUAUGUUCCCUAAUGGGGGAUGUGAAAUCCCAUUUGAGAAUGUGAAUGUUCCACCAUUUCCUCCUUGUGACAGGGAAGAUUUCUGUCAAGAGAUGAAUGGUGGCAAGAAGAGGAGGCAUCAUGGUCAUCAUGGUGGAAUGCAUGGUCAUGGUCCUUUUGGAGGGCAUGGACCAUUUGGAGGACAUGGACCAUUUGGAGGACAUGGACCUUUUGGAUGUGGAGGGCAUGGUCAUUUUGGUGGACAUGGUGGUCAUGGACCUUUUGGAGCUCAUGGACCUUUUGGAGGUCAUGGACCUUUUGGUGGACGUGGUGGACAUUGUUCUUUUACUGGGCGUGGAGGUCAUGGACCUUUUGGUGGACAGGGACCUUUCUUUGGUCAUGGGCCAUUUGCUGGACCUCACCAGGCUUUCAUGUUUGGAAAUGUCCAUGAAGGAUUUUAUCCCCAUCGCAAAGAAGAAAGAAAAGGAGAAAAAAAAUGGAAAGCAAAUUUGAGGGAUUCCAUCCCAAUUUUGCAUCGUCGCUGGGCAAAGAAUUACAUCAGAGACUGGCGUGUGACACAUCUGACAAACGCCACCACAACAAGCAGUGAAAGUGAUGAGGAGAGAUUGACCAUGGCAUCGGCUAGUGUCCCUGAGGCAUAUGCUAAGUGGCUGGAUCAACUUUUGCCCAAGUGGCACAAGAGAUGGGGCCAGUACAAGAAAAGUAGUGAAAGUGCUUCAGACAACAGUGACAGUGAAGCCGAGUCUUCAGAGGAUGCUAAACAGCUCAAGGCCUCUGUUCCCAAAGAAUUCCGCAAGUGGGUGAGAUGGUAUUUGGCAAGGCACUUCAGCCAGAAAGAGGCCCCAAAGUUUCACCAUGAAAACUUUCCACAUGUCCCUGGCUAUGACAAGAUGUGCAAAAAGUUUGGGAAAAAGGCAUGGAAGAAAGCUUGCAAGAUGAACACACUUAAUGGUUCAGUGCCAUUGAAAUACAGAGCUUGGGCGAGGGCAUUUAUCAGGCAGUGGCGCCUGGAGAACAAACUGUCUCAGGCUCCAGGAGCCUCCUCUAGUGAGAGUGAGGAUACUGAGAAAGACAUUGUGCAAGGGGAGAUCACUGUACCAAAUGAUUAUGAGAAGUGGAUGCAAAAAUUCCUAGUCAAAUGGCACUCCAGAAGAGGUGUGCUGGAAGGGAGACAGAUGGAGAUUGAAGGGAUGGCAGAGUUAAGGGCUACUGUUCCCUGGGAUUUCCGCCAUUGGGUAAAAUGCUACAUGUAUCAUCGCUACGCAAAUCCACGGAUUUUUGGACAGACAGACACAGCCAGCCAGUAUCAGAAAUGGUUUGCCGCCUUCCAAAAGAAAUGGCUGAGUGAACAAAGCAAGGACAGUAGCAGCGAGGAUGACGCCUCAGCUACAAAACCAGCAGAGAAAGAAGUAGAAAAAUCCUUCAAGCGUCUCCGUUUAGAGGAAAAUGGCAAGCAGAGUAAAAAUGUCACUUUUGAUUCAGCAGCAAAUGAAAGUGAGAAGAAAUCUGACACAGCGGAAACCUGUGAAAAAGACUGCAGAAAACCUUUUCACCACAAAAAGAUGAACCCAGGCCUCCAUCACUGGAUGAAAGAAGCCUUGUAUCAGUGGGAUGGGAAAACUCCAAGUGACACAUCAGAACAGGCCAAUCCAGAUCAAGACAUUCCUCCACACAUGUACCACUGGAUGACCAAACUGAUGAUGAAGAUGCAGAUGAAGAAGAUGAAAAAAGAAAUGAAGGGUGCCAAGAAAGAGAUGAAAGCAGCAUGGAAAGCUCAGAAAUUUAACAUGUAAAACAGAACUUGGGGAUGGCUAAUCUGAGCAUUAGUUUAUUUUUAUCACCCAGAUUGGUGGCAAUAGAUAGCUUGAAGAAAACAAAGGAUUUUGUUUUUACUUUAUAGUUACCUGUAAUCAUCUUGUAGUAGUUUUGUAGGCUACUUUUUCAUUCUUAAUGUAGAAAAAUUCUGUUAGAACAUAACAAUGUAUGUUUUUUCUGCCAAUUUUUUUAAGACAUGAUGGGUGUACAUUUAUUUAAGAGGGCAAUUUCUAAAUUUUGGAUGUUUCACAUUUUUUUUAAUGAAGCUAUAUUUUUGGAAAAUUUUAAUGACUAAUUUAAUUCAUAACUUAAAUUAAAAAUUCCAAACAUUAACAUUUUUAAAAAUUGUGUAAUACUUAUUAUUUUUUUUAUAUGACAUAUUUUACAUGUACAAAAUUUGAUGUUCAUGUCUAUAAUUUUUAUGUAAGAAUUAGAUGCCAAUGGUUUGGCGUUGAACAAAAUAUAAUGACUCACCUGAAAAUCUCUAGUUCAUUACCCAGGCACCAGUAGUAAAUAGUGCCUGGAUCAACUCAUUCUAUAAAGGGUACCUGACUAGUCAGAGAAAGUAAACAUAGCUGGGCAUAGUGACAAUCAUACAAUCCCUUUGUAAGCAAAGAUACAUAAACAUUACAUGUGAACUCUACCUGUAAUACAGACCAUCAAAUUAGAAAGGGGUCUAACAUUAGAAAUUAGUAUUACAUUUUAAUUCUGUAUAGAACAAUGUUUAAUUAGAUUUUUUUUCUAAUAAAAAAAAAAAUUUUGUAAGAUUUUAAGAGUUACUUGAAGACAGAAAAGAAUUUUUGUGCAACCAGAUUUUUAAAUAAUUUUUUUAUUUAUACUCCAGCACAAUGUACCAUAUAUGAUUUUCACCAUUAUUUUACAUCAAAGAUUUUAAAUGGCAAAAAAUUUAAGUUGUUUGAAAUAUAUUUUCAUUUAUAUUAAUAUUUUUAACUUACUGAUAAAAUUACAUUUUGUUUUUUACUACAUUGUUGUAACUAUUUCUUUAGAUAUUAAAAUUGCAAA
This is a messenger RNA of Physella acuta, 3403 nucleotides long. RefSeq lists its product as uncharacterized. The record is from RefSeq and is a predicted model, not a curated record. NCBI's taxonomy places the organism in Eukaryota, Metazoa, Mollusca, Gastropoda, Physidae.